GGUAAAGCUAAUUUUCAAGUUGGCAAAAAUAUAAAACAAAACAAAUAAUUGUGUUAUCGAUACUUAGGCAGAACCACAAGGGAUAUCGAUAAAUUGAUACAUCUAUUCAUCUAUUCCUAUAUUUAUAUAUUAUCAACAACCCUACCGGCCCACGAUGAACCUGGACAUGUCAGACACAAUUGAGUUCGUUUUGCCCUCCAGGGGCGAAUAUUCUGACGAGGACGAUGGUGGCGGUGGCGUCGUAAGUGGAUCCCGGGUGGUCGGAGUGGGCGGUGUUGGGGUCGUGGAUAGCGACGAUGCCACUACCUACGUGGUGCUGGACGGUCUGGGCAACGAGUACGACGAGGAGUUCCUAAUUAUCAGCGAGGACGGCGUCGAUGGCGAUCUUCUUGUGGACGAAAUGGAAUUUCAGCAGUUCGAAAACUGCCAAGAACUGCUGGUCGCCGGGUCCCCGCGGAUACAAGUUCCCGGCGAUCAGCAGUCGCAAUACCAUCCGGACGAGCUGAGCGAGCAAUUUGUGGUGGCCGAAAUGUCUGAAGUGGAUGAACUGGUGGAAGUGGAUCAGGAUGACUUCGGUCUCGAGUAUAGUGCUCAGGUACCCGAAGAAGAGGAGGAGGAGGAGGAAGAGGAGUUUCCUUCGCCAUCACUCUCCCCGCCGCCAGUUAAGCCGCCUCCAACGAAGCCUUCAACCGCACUGCAAAUCAGCCGUCGCAGUUUCAACGGACACGACGAAGAGGAGGACUUCAAGCACGAAGUGAAGCCUAGCGACAAGAUGCUAGAAGAGUUUAAGGGCCCCCGUCGCUACCUCCUUUUCGACGACCUGAUAGCCACUAUUGUGGAUUUCGACGACGAGAACACGCCCAUCGUCGAGUUCUCAAUGAUCAGCAGUAUCCAGGAUGAGAAGUUGCCGGUGGAGUGUGGAAUCUGUCCCGAUGUGAUGCACAAAUCCAAGCUCUCCAAGCAUCAGAAGACUCACCUGGUGGCGGGGACGAACCGCUAUGCGUGCACCUACUGCUCGGAGACGUAUCGAGACUGCAAGUACCUUGCGGGACAUGCUCGCCGCCACAUGGGUAUCCGGCCGUACGUGUGCGAGGUGUGUAAGCUGUACUUCUCCACAAAGCAGGACUUGCGUGUCCACAACCAGCGUCGUCAUCUCGAGAAGGAGCACAUAUGCGAGAUGUGUGGCAAGACGUUUGCCCAGAACACGCAGCUAAAGCGCCACCGGGAGACGACGCAUGAGAAGAAGCGCCGCUACCAGUGUCAGUAUUGCCACAAGGCCUACUACAAGAACUUCUCCCUGCAGGAGCACAUCCGCAACGUUCACAUGGGCAUGAGGCGCAUGCUUAAGUGCCCCUUCUGUGGCAUGCAGUGUCGCGACGCUCACAAGAUGGCCCGCCACCGCAAGGAGAUGCACCUGAGCCAGGCUUCCUAUGUUUGCCACCUGUGCCACGAAGAGUUCACCGACAUCAACUACUUUGAUGCCCACAAGCGCUCCAUACAGUGUCGCAGCAAUACCCGUCGCAUGGUGGGCGACGAAGAUCCUGAUGUGGAUGCUCCGGGUCUGUUGCAGGGAUCCGGCUCAGUUAUCGGUGACCUGCCGGACGAAGAGGCCCCCUUGGGCCUGUUGGAAGACGAGGAGCUGGUUGAGGAUGCGGGUCUGUUGGUGGUCGACGGCCAGCACCAGCAAGAGGUUCACCACUAUCUGUCCACUGUAGAGGGGGAACCGCACUAUGUUCAGAUAUCAGACUACGACGACCAGCGGCUCCUGGUCGAAAACGUGGUCGUUAAGGACGAUGUCGACGAUGAGGUGGGGGAGGAGCUGCUCACGGAUGAGCAAUACAUCCAGGCUGUUCAACAGCAGCAACUCCAGAUGCAGCAAACCUCCAACCAGAGUCAUCAUUUUAACGACGAGCUGAUAUAUGAAAUCACCCUUAAGACUGAGGACAACUAAGUGCGGCUCCCCCAUUCCCGAAUUCCCCCAUUAUUGGCUCUGAGCUCUAAAUAGGUUCAAUUGCGUACUAUGUAAACAAUUUAUUAUAAACAAUUAUACACAUACAAAUUACA
This is a messenger RNA of Drosophila ananassae, 2064 nucleotides long. RefSeq names its product zinc finger and SCAN domain-containing protein 31. The coding region runs from base 155 to 1951 and encodes 598 amino acids. Gene Ontology annotation, cellular component: nucleus. Gene Ontology annotation, biological process: regulation of transcription by RNA polymerase II. NCBI's taxonomy places the organism in Eukaryota, Metazoa, Arthropoda, Insecta, Diptera, Drosophilidae. The transcript has a single exon. Gene Ontology annotation, molecular function: RNA polymerase II transcription regulatory region sequence-specific DNA binding; DNA-binding transcription factor activity, RNA polymerase II-specific. The record is from RefSeq and is a predicted model, not a curated record.